Priapulus caudatus is the source of this 1539-nucleotide messenger RNA. Its product is annotated as N-lysine methyltransferase SETD8-A-like. The record is from RefSeq and is a predicted model, not a curated record. Gene Ontology annotation, molecular function: protein binding. The coding region runs from base 46 to 954 and encodes 302 amino acids. The transcript is spliced from 3 exons. NCBI's taxonomy places the organism in Eukaryota, Metazoa, Priapulida, Priapulimorpha, Priapulimorphida, Priapulidae.
AACUUACAUCUUUUUUUAUUUUGCAGAAAUACCGAAACAUGCAGAAUGCCGCAACCAGCAACCAGCAUAACUGGCAGUAGUGGAGACGAGAGGGUGGAAUCUCCCCUGCCAACCAACGAAGCAAUGCCUGCAGUGCCUGAAGAAAAUCCGACAAGGAUGCACAAGGACGCGGCCUUUUCCCAACUCAUCAAAGCGCAUCCGCUGCAUGUCGACACCAAACCGCCGAAGCGGAAAUCGUGCAGGAUGAUCGAGUCUUCACUGGGAGACACUUUAUACAACCGCUGGGUGUACGAGAGGUCGAAGCUCCGCUGUAAAGAAGGAAUUGAGUCCUUUCCAAGAGUGAGGCCAUCUAAAAAGCAACUAAAAAAAUUCUUGAUGCAGAAGGACUGGGAUUCCAAAACCCUGGGCGAAGCAAUCCUUGCAGAUUGGUCGCCUACCCGACCGGUGAGAGGAACCAACACCGGCAGAUUGCAGCUGCAAUCAUUAAUUAAAAAGCAACGCUGGCCAGGGUUAUCUGCAUUUACUUCAGAAAAGGGCCGUGGAGUCACAGCGACGCGGCCAUUUCGGCACGGAGAGGUAGUGUGUGACUACCAUGGCACACUACUAACCCACGAAGAGGGCAUCAAACGCCACGCUAACAUCGCAGAGGGAGAAAGUGGCUACAUGUUUUUCUUCAGAAUGCCGAACACUGGGGAGCGCUAUUGCAUCAAUGCACAGGAUGUGCCGUGUCCCUGCCACACGGAUAAACCUAGCACCAUUGGCCGACUUCUUAAUCAUUCAAGAAAAACCAAAAAUGUCAAUAUAAAACCGCACUGCGAGGUGCUGGACCAGCCCACUGUUGUCUUCCGCGCUCUUCGCGAUAUUGGCCCAGGAGAAGAACUACUGUUUGAUUAUGGAGUGCGGAAAAGCUCCUUUCAAUGUGAGGGUUCAGACCUCGAUUGGUUAGAUAAAUAAAAGUCGUAUAGGGUAUACCAUAUCUGAAGUAAAACUACAUAGCAUAUGGCAAUAUGGUUUAUAUAUAUAUAUAACCGGCGGUCGUUGUAUGGGCCUACAGUCUGUUCAUUUCGUAUUGGGUUUACAAAAUCUCAAGUAAAACUACAUGGCAUAUUCAAUGAUAAAUCCUACGCAGAACGAGCGUAAUUAUUUUAUUAUGUUAGGCUAUUAAUACGGGAAAUGUAAUGUAUAUAUUCAAUUUUAGUUUAUUACUCAGUGUAGUACCGCGUAUAUGUAUAAUGUAGAAGUAACUACAGAUGAAUCAACCGCACGCACACGCGCGGACCCUGUUUGUAAAUAAUCAUACUACCUCGUAUAGGGUUUACAAAAUCUUAAGUAAAACUACAUGGAACAUUCAAUGAUAAAUCCUACGCAGAACGAGCGUAAUUAUUUUAUUAUGUUAGGCUAUUAAUACGGGGUCAAUUUGAGUUUAUUUCUCAGUGUAGUACCGCGUAUAUGUAUCACGUAGAACUAACUACAUAUGAAUCAACCGCACGCGCACGCACGGUCGUUGUUUCUAAAUAAUUAUACUACCUAUAUAUAUAU